Tupaia belangeri chinensis (Chinese tree shrew) is the source of this 1110-nucleotide messenger RNA. It is a transcript of the gene TNFRSF13B, whose product is annotated as TNF receptor superfamily member 13B. NCBI's taxonomy places the organism in Eukaryota, Metazoa, Chordata, Mammalia, Scandentia, Tupaiidae. The transcript is spliced from 5 exons. The record is from RefSeq and is a predicted model, not a curated record. Bases 50 to 922 code for a protein of 290 amino acids. Gene Ontology annotation, cellular component: plasma membrane. Gene Ontology annotation, biological process: hematopoietic progenitor cell differentiation; B cell homeostasis; negative regulation of B cell proliferation.
CGCGGCGCAGGCUCUAAUCAAAUGCAGGCUAUUAAUAAAGUCCUGAGUAAUGAGUGGUCUGGGCCGGAGCAGGCCGGGCGGCCGGAGCCGGGCGGGACGGGCGGAGCCGUCUCCACAGGGCCUGUGGACAGGGGUGGCUAUGGGCUCCUGCCCCGAAGAGCAGUACUGGGACCCUCUCCUGAGCACCUGCAUCUCCUGCAAACCCAUCUGCAGCCACCGGAGCCAGCGCACCUGUGCAGCCUUCUGCAAGUCACUGAGUUGCCGCAAGGAGCAAGGCAAGUACUACGACCAUCUCCUGAGGGACUGCAUCAGCUGCGCCCCCAUCUGCGGACAGCAUCCCAAGCCGUGCACAUAUUUCUGUGAGAACAAGCUCAGGAGCAGAGUUAACUUCCCAGCAGAGCCCAGGAGACAGCAGAGUGGGGAAGUCGAAAGCAGGCCAGACAACGUAGGAAGGUACCAGGGAUCGGAGCACAGAGGCUCAGAGUCAGGUCCAGCACCGGGGCCCAGGCUGAGCGCCGAGCAGCUGGCGCUGGUGUACAGCACGCUGGGACUGUGCCUCUGCGCCGUGCUCUGCUGCUUCCUCGUGCUGGUGACCUGCGUCCUCAAGAGGAAGGGCGACCAGCUCUCCUGCCGGCCCCCCGCAGGGCCGUGUGGACGCCGGGCCAAGUGCCCCCAGGACCCCGCGAUGGAGGCCAGCAGCGUCGUGGCACCGCCAGAGCCGGUGGAGACGUGCAGCUUCUGCUUCCCCGAGCGGAGGGCACCCACCCAGGAAAGCGCCGGCUCGCCCGGGACCCCACGCCUCGCGGGCGCUGAGAGGUGGGGGCGCUGCGCAGGGACCGCAGCCCUGCAUCCCUGCACAGGCGCCCCGGACGGCCUCGGCGUGGUGUGUGCGCCUGCCCAGGAGGGGGGCCCGGGCGCGUGAAGCUGGGGUGGGGGUGCUGAAAGGUGAAAGGGGGACAAGGAAGGGGCUGGGGUAAGAGGCCAGCCACCACCCCUCCCAGCUCCCGGAACUGCUGUGGGCCAUUGCCUGGACAACCUUGCAGUAGUCUCCUGUGCCCGCUGGCCACUCCCCCAGCAAGCCCCGCUCCUGUGAAAUAAAGCCUUCCACAU